ACACUUGCGUGAAACAACCGAACAGCAUUCAACUUGACUUUUAAUUGCAAUUGGUUUUAACUUAAAUAUUAGCUAUGGCGCUUGUUUCGUCCGCCCGCGAGUCACUGUCACACGCCCUGAACAAUCGCUUUCUACCCAAUCUCGAGUACUUGCUGCAAGGAUCCAUCUUGGACUCGGCCGUCGAACAUCUAAUGCACCGGCUGAAAGGUCUUUGCGAUAAUGUGGACACAUCGCCGGAGACAUUCCAUGACCUGGAGGUGUGCAUGAGUCUGCGGCAGCCCAACUCCAAUCAGCCGCUUUUGCUUCGUGUGCGUCGCGCCUUGGGCCGGGAUGCCCCCUUUCAGAUGCGUUAUCUCGGCCAGCCAGAGGUGGACCAGCGUCGCCCCACAUUGGUGCGCAGUUGCAUGGACUGUGCCUGCACCAGCAGCAUUCUGGAGUUCCUCACCGAAAUGGGAUUUCGCUUGGAAUUCGAAUACAUUGCCAAGGGCUACAUGUUCCGCAAGGGCCGCAUGAAGAUUACAGUCUCGAAACUCAUCAAAAUCAUACCCGGCAAGCAGCAGGACAUGGCCAAUGAGCCGAUAUCCCAGAGCUACAUUGUGGAACUGUCUGUGGUGGCGCCCACGGGCCAGGAGAAUGUCGGCGAAGAGAUGCGCGUAUUUGCCGAACAACUAAAGCCGCUCGUGCAGCUCGAGAAGAUCGACUACAAGCGUCUGGGUUCCAUGCCCUAGGCCCAAUUGUGGCAUCCACAAAUGUUAAAUGUAUCAUUUAAUAUUUUAUUUCUUUGAGAAA
Molecule: messenger RNA, 789 nt
Organism: Drosophila subobscura
Lineage: Eukaryota; Metazoa; Arthropoda; Insecta; Diptera; Drosophilidae
Gene: MED18
Product: mediator of RNA polymerase II transcription subunit 18
Exons: 3
Coding region: 75-728 (217 amino acids)
Biological process (GO): regulation of transcription by RNA polymerase II; termination of RNA polymerase II transcription
Cellular component (GO): core mediator complex; mediator complex
Molecular function (GO): transcription coregulator activity
Source: RefSeq, a predicted model, not a curated record